Acyrthosiphon pisum (pea aphid) is the source of this 844-nucleotide messenger RNA. RefSeq lists its product as uncharacterized. NCBI's taxonomy places the organism in Eukaryota, Metazoa, Arthropoda, Insecta, Hemiptera, Aphididae. The coding region runs from base 153 to 503 and encodes 116 amino acids. The record is from RefSeq and is a predicted model, not a curated record. The transcript is spliced from 2 exons.
GAGAAACGGUUGGAUUGUGCUGCGCAAAUGGAAAAGUCAAACUGGAUCCUUUACUUACACCACCACAGCCACUGAAAACAUUGUUUGAUGGAAGUGAUCCCGAUUCAAGCCAUUUUCUUAAACACAUCCUUGAAUACAAUAACUGCUUUCGCAUGACUUCCUUUGGAGCUAAUAUCAUUCGAGAAGGCGGCUUCAUGCCGACUUGCAAGAUACAAGGUCAAAUAUAUCAUUUGCAUGGUUCAAUGGUGCCAACCACACCAGAUGAACCGCAUCAAUUUCUGCAAAUAUAUUUCAUUUCGUCGAUGGUGGAUCAGCUGAACGUGCGGUGCAAUAUACAGGGAGCACAACAGUUAAAGAGACGAAUUAUUGAACAGUUGCAAGCAUUUUUUCACGCUAAUAAUGCUGUGGUUAAUAUGUUCAAAACAGCAUUGGAACGAAUGCCAUCGGAUACGCACAAAUUUGUCAUAAGAGCGGAUUGUACUCUGUCGCCGCCACGACGGUAGAUAAGCCGUAGGCGCACAUCACCGAACGACACACACACACACACACACACGCACACAUAUAUCAUUGUUAUUUAUAUUAUUGUUUAUUUAUGUUAAAAUUGUGUCAGCUGUGAAUUAUAUAAUAUGUAGAUAAUGAGCGGUCGGCCGUCGACGUCAAGAGUUAGCACGGCCGCCGGAAUCUUCAGUCCUGUUUCUCGGAGUGUAAUCGAAACACGCAUUAUUAUUACGUGCGCAAAUCGCCGUUUCGUUUUGAAAUAUUAUAUAGCCCUUAUUUUUGUAGGCACGAAUUGCCAAUAUUAUAUUAUUGUUAUUGCGGGCGCAAAUCGCCACAGUUUUGCAUA